Molecule: messenger RNA, 4269 nt
Organism: Papaver somniferum (opium poppy)
Lineage: Eukaryota; Viridiplantae; Streptophyta; Magnoliopsida; Ranunculales; Papaveraceae
Product: regulator of nonsense transcripts UPF2-like
Exons: 17
Coding region: 357-3893 (1178 amino acids)
Biological process (GO): nuclear-transcribed mRNA catabolic process, nonsense-mediated decay
Cellular component (GO): exon-exon junction complex; cytoplasm
Molecular function (GO): RNA binding; protein binding
Source: RefSeq, a predicted model, not a curated record
CUCUCAAACUCUCCCACGACUAACCCCCUGCAUCUUCUCUUUUCCCCUUCCUGAUCAGCCACACAAACAAACAACACUCCUCUUCUUCUCCCCUUAAGAAAACUUAUUAAUUUUAUCCAACUCAGUCAACAUUUCUUGGUUUUCUCUCUAUUUCCUCCUAUGAAUUAGCUUGAAUCAGUAAAAGAAUUUUGGUUUCAUGUAUCAACAAUUCUUUGAAAACCCAUUCAAUAUAUCAUUGUAUCAUUAGCUUUAAUUGUAUCGAAGAAGAGGAGAAAGAUGAUUCAAAUACCGGGAAGAGAAUAAGUGUUUAGAUAACAGGUGAAGUUUAGAAGCGAACUCUAUGGAUCACCCUGAAGAUGAAUGUCGUGUUCCGGGAAAAUGUUGCCCGUCUGGAAGAGUUUAAGAAAUCGAUGGAAGCAAAGAUGACUCUACGUCAGAGUAAUUUGAAUCCCGAAAGGCCUGAUACGGGUUUCUUGAGGACACUAGAUUCUAGCAUUAAGCGCAAUACAGCAGUCAUUAAGAAGCUUAAACAGAUCAAUGAAGAGCAGAAAGAAGGAAUGAUGGAAGAGUUACGACAUGUCAACUUGAGCAAAUUCGUUAGUGAAGCUGUGACAGCUAUUUGUGAUGCCAAGCUUAGAACUUCAGAUAUCCAAGCAGCUGUCCAGAUAUGCUCUUUGCUUCACCAACGGUACAAGGAGUUUUCCCCAAGCCUGGUUCAGGGUUUGUUAAAAAUCUUUUCCUCCGGAAAAUCCGGAGAUGAAUUGGAUGUCGAUAAGAGCUCAAAAGCCAUGAAGAAACGUAGCACUUUAAAACUUCUUCUGGAACUUUAUUUUGUUGGAGUUAUAGAAGAAGCUGGUGUUUUUGUUACUAUUAUCAAAGAUCUUACUAGCUCAGAUCACUUAAAGGAUAGAGAUGCAACUUCAACAAAUUUAUCCCUCCUCGCGAGUUUUGCUCGGCAAGCAAGAGUGUUUCUUGGGCUUUCUCUAUCUGGACAGGAGUUUCAAGAAGAGUUUUUCAAGGGCCUCAAUAUCACUGCAGAUCAAAAGAAAAUCUUCAAAAAGAUCAUUUACACGUAUUAUGAUGUGGCUGCAGAGCUGCUGCAGUCAGAGCAUGCUGCCCUUCAUCAAUUGGAGCAUGAAAAUGCAAAGAUUUUGAAUGCUAAAGGGGAGCUCAGUGAGGAAAAUGCAACUUUGUACGAGAAGCAGCGAAAGUCAUAUGACCAUUUGUUUCGUGGUGUUUCAUCUUUAGCAGAAGCACUUGAUAUGCAGCCUCCGAUGAUGCCAGAAGAUGGUCACACAACUAGGGUUACAACUGGAGAUGAUACAUCAUCACCUGCCAAUGGAAAAGAAUCUUCUGCUCUUGAGCCUGUGUGGGAUGAUGAAGACACGAGGGCUUUCUAUGAGUGCUUACCGGAUCUAAGGGCAUUUGUCCCUGCUGUUUUAUUGGGAGAAUCAGAGACGAAGGCUCCUGAACAAUCUGCCAAAUCACAAGAACAAUCAACUGAAUCUACAUCCGAGCCAGAGCAAUCUCCCCUGGCUGUACAAGAAGCCACAGAGGGGUGUGCAGAUGCUGAAGCUUUGCAAGAGGGAACACUUGAUGUCAAAGCAAAAGUCAAGGAGGAUAAAGAUAAAGAAAAAACUAACGAUUCAGAAAAGGAGAAAGGAAAAGAAAAAGAUGCAGAAAAGAAGGUCGAUAAUGAGAAAGAGAAACUCAAAGGUGUCGAAGGAACUAGCUUGGAUGCUUUGUUGCAGAGGCUUCCGGGCUGCGUGAGCCGUGAUCUUAUUGAUCAUUUGACGGUAGAAUUCUGUUAUCUAAAUUCAAAGUCAAAUAGAAAAAGGCUUGUAAGAGCGUUGUUUAAUGUUCCAAGGACUUCCUUGGAGUUACUACCGUACUAUUCUCGUCUGGUGGCCACACUGGCAACGUGUAUGAAGGAUAUCUCUUCUAUGCUACUGGCUAUGUUGGAGGAGGAAUUCAAUUUCCUAAUAAAUAAGAAGGAUCAAAUGAAUAUCGAAACAAAGAUCAGGAACAUAAGGUUUAUCGGAGAACUUUGCAAGUUCAAAAUUGCACCUGCUGGUUUCGUCUUUAUUUGUUUGAAGGGUUGCUUAGAUGACUUCACCCAUCACAACAUAGAUGUUGCAUGCAACCUUCUUGAGACUUGCGGAAGGUUUUUAUAUCGAUCUCCUGAAACAACGGUCCGCAUGGCAAAUAUGCUUGAGAUAUUGAUGCGCUUAAAAAACGUAAAGAAUUUGGAUCCCCGUCACAGCACACUUGUGGAAAAUGCUUAUUACCUGUGCAAACCUCCUGAACGAUCUGCCCGAGUCUCUAAAGUCCGUCCUCCAUUACAUCAGUAUAUCAGAAAACUGCUUUUCUCAGACCUAAAUAAAUCCUCCAUUGAGCAUGUUCUGAGGCAACUUCGUAAAUUACCCUGGAGUGAAUGUGAAACGUACCUCUUGAAGUGCUUUUUGAAGGUUCACAAAGGAAAAUACAGUCAAGUUGACCUGAUUGCUUCUCUAACUGCUUGUUUGAGUCGCUAUCAUGAUGAAUUUGCUGUGGCAGUUGUUGAUGAGGUUUUGGAGGAGAUACGAGUGGGGUUGGAGGUGAAUGAUUAUGGGAUGCAGCAACGAAGGAUUGCACACAUGCGGUUCCUGGGGGAUCUGUACAACUAUGAACUUGUUGAUUCCUCUGUUAUAUUCGAGACACUUUAUCUGAUACUUAAUUUUGGGCAUGGGACACCUGAGCAAGAUGUUCUGGACCCACCUGAAGAUUGGUUUCGCGUCCGGAUGAUUAUAACACUUCUCCAUGCUUGUGGGCACUUCUUCAAUAGAGGUUCUUCAAAACGAAAACUUGAUCGAUUCCUAACUUAUUUCCAGAGAUACAUAUUAAGCAAAGGCCCAAUACCUUUGGAUAUUGAGUUCGACUUACAGGAUCUAUUUGCCAAUUUACGCCCAAACAUGGCGAGAUAUUUGUCAAUCGAGGAAGUUAAUGCGGCACUUAUAGAUCUUGAAGAACAUGAACGCAAAGGCUCAACUGACAAGACCAACAAUGAGAAGCUAAGGCGGACAACCUCUGCUAGUAUCUCCGCAAAUGGGAAAGGCGAAGCAAAUGGGGUUGAGGAAAAUGGUAAAGGUCAUGAAGAUGAGGGAGACAGUGAGAGUGAUACAGGAAGUGGAAGUAUUUUCCGGGAUGGGCGUGAAGGUGAGGUAGAGUCUUAUGAGGACAGAUCAGAGAAUCAGGAUGAGGAUAGUGACAGUGAUGACGAAGGUGGGCCUGCAGCUUCCGACGAGGAUGAAGUCCAAGUCAGGCAAAAGGUAAUAAAAGUAGAUCCCGAGGAAGAAGCUGAUUUUGACCGUGAGCUCAAGGCUCUUAUGCAAGAGAGUUUGGAAUCGCGUAAACUAGAAAUGCGGUCCAGACCAACAAUGAACAUGGUGAUACCAAUGAAUAUGUUUGAAGGAUCAACAAAGGAUCACCAUCAUGGACGGGGCUCUGAAGGUGAAAACAGUGGUGAGGAUACAAUGGAUGAAGAAGGUGGUGGUAAGAAGGAAGUGCGGGUGAAAGUUCUUGUGAAACGUGGGAACAAACAGCAGACAAAGCAGAUGUUCAUCCCUAAAGAUUGCUCAUUGGUGCAGAGCACAAGACAACAAGAGGCUGCUGAGUUAGAAGAGAAACAGAGUUUAAAAAAGCUAAUAUUGGAGUAUAACGACAGGGAGGAGGAAGAAAUGAAUGGAGUUGGAGCACAAACAACGAAUUGGGUUCAAACCGGAGUAAGUAGACCCAUGUCAGGCCGUGGAAGCACAUGGGAGGGAAGUGGUGGGAGAGGCGGUGGAGUUCGAUACCGGCAUCACACUUACUCUUCUGGUGGUGGUGGCGGAUUUUACUACGGAAGGAGGAGGUGAUAUUCAACUAUGAGAAGAUAAUGUGGUGGCAUUGUCGACUAAGGACAGAUCAGCAUGACACCUAUUCCUGGCGAUGGUGGCCGAUUUUACUUCAGAAGGAUGUAAGAUGGAAGUCUGAGAAAAAAGAAGCAAGCUUCUGUACUUUUGUGAUGCUGCUGUUGGUUUUUCCAUGUCCAUAUACUAUUAUUAGUUACAUCUUUUUGUAUACGAUGUCAAUAGUUAAUCUCCUCCCACAGUCGAAGGGUUUGAGCUUCAAAAGACCCUGUACUAACCAACUAUAAAGUAUUAUGUAUUUUUGGUGCAAGCUUAUUAUAAGUGCGGGAUUCUAAUAGGACAAAAAAGGUCAUUAUUCAAGGUGUCCCUUAUCAAAAGAAAA